AUGACACUAGGUCAUGCGUUCGAGACAAUUUUGGAGACCUACCAGACAAAAGACUCAGUUUUGCAGCUUAUGUGGGACUAUCCUGCGACAUCAUGGGAAAGAAGUGGCCAGCUAUUAACCGCAGUAGCGCAGUGGAUGUGGAGACCUUCUAUUCCCCUGCCUGAACGAGCACCUACAUUGCUUGAAUUUGCAGGUGGGGUGACUGGAAACCUUCUUCUUUUUGACUUUCAGUAUUUUAUCUGGCACUUUUUGCACCAUAAGAUCCGUUGGUUGUAUGUGACUUUCCAUGCUAUCCACCAUAAUUACGCCGCCCCAUUUGCUCUGGCCACACAGUGCCUUAGUGGAUGGGAGUUGGUCACGGUGGGCUUCUGGACCACGCUCAACCCCAUUCUGCUGAGGUGUCAUCUGCUCACCACCUGGAUGUUCAUGGUGGUCCACGUCUAUGUAUCAGUGGAAGACCACUGCGGAUAUGAUUUCCCUUGGUCCAUGUCUCGUCUGAUCCCAUUUGGUGUUUAUGGAGGUCCGAGCAAGCAUGAUGUGCACCACCAGAAACCUAAUACUAACUUUGCACCCCAUUUUAGUCACUGGGAUAAACUGUUCGGCACUCAUGCUGAGUUUAGUUUUGCUAAAACUAAGUGA
Messenger RNA from Sinocyclocheilus anshuiensis, 639 nucleotides. RefSeq names its product cholesterol 25-hydroxylase-like protein 1, member 2. The record is from RefSeq and is a predicted model, not a curated record. Gene Ontology annotation, molecular function: iron ion binding; oxidoreductase activity. Bases 1 to 639 code for a protein of 212 amino acids. Lineage: Eukaryota; Metazoa; Chordata; Actinopteri; Cypriniformes; Cyprinidae. The transcript has 3 exons. Gene Ontology annotation, biological process: lipid biosynthetic process.